AUGUCGGAGAAAGUGUGGACCGCGACAACAAUACUUAGACUUCCCGAAGAAGUGGACGAAUCUCUCGUAAAUAAGCGUCAGGGUGAGGAAAUAGCAGGGAAGAAAUGCUCCGCGAGCAUGUUAGAGUCUUCCAGUAACCUUGACAUCAGUGGGGGAACAUUUGUCGCUUCUGCAGGAGACUACGUCCAUCACGAGCAUAAGAAUACGUUCAUCGUUAUGCCGCCGCAAGCUAUCGAGCCGUGCAAUUCCUCAGAGUCGUAUAUCAAAAGCCUGGAAAAAAGACUCAUGGAUGCUGAAGCCUUUCUUUCUCUUAUCGCGGAAUCUAAUGCGCUAGGUAUGUCAAAUACACUAAAGCCAGAGGCACUGUCGUCAUCAUUGAACUCUCGACAAGGAAAAUCGGCCCCAGACUAUGGAGUCGCAUAUAUUCAAAAAUCCAUUACUCAAAGUGAACUAGAGCAAAACUCAACAGUUAAAGAAUCCCAUCCUUUUGACACCUUUUCGCCGAAGCAAUUUCUUGACGGAUUGAAGACAGCAUGGGAGUCAUAUGUCCACCCUGAAGGCGAUAUACAUUACUCGACCAAUCCCUUGCACCCGUCACACUGGGUAAAUCGAGAUCAAGAUGACACCAUUUGCACCUUCCCUAUUCUCACCUGCGCUCAAGAUGGGUUCAGCUCAUUUGAAGAAUCAUUUGGUAAUUUAUCCAUGGAUGAGAAUUUGUCCCCACCGUCAUUUGGUAACAGCGACGAGGAGAAUUGGAAGGCAUGGCGAGAUUCCUGGAGUGCGUGGCACGCGUACUGGACAGCCGUCUAUGCGUCGUGGACGUCGUGGACAUCAUGGAUACAAUGGACCUGGACACCACCCACAUUCAUUGCUUGGAAGCCGUUUUGGUAA
Molecule: messenger RNA, 891 nt
Organism: Psilocybe cubensis
Lineage: Eukaryota; Fungi; Basidiomycota; Agaricomycetes; Agaricales; Agrocybaceae
Exons: 2
Coding region: 1-891 (296 amino acids)
Source: RefSeq, a predicted model, not a curated record